GGCCCACCUUGCGCGUCUCUCCGUCCUCCCGUCGCGUCACCCCCCCCCCCCGCCGUUGGCACCCGCGCCGGCGCCGCCCCGCACGCGACGCGGAGAUGCAGGAUAGAAUGAGGCGACAGGGUCAAUAUGGUGAAGCCGACAUCAGCUCCAUGGUGGCUGCCCAGCUGCAUCACUACCAAGCACAGCAAAGGGUGCAACAACACCCUGACAAUAGCUACCCUGGAAGAGAUCCUGCGCAAGCUGCUGGGGAGCAUCAGUAUGCCGCCCCAAAGGUGAGACAGAGUCAAUGGGAUCGAGGUGGGCCAAACAUCCGAAGCCAGGUUCCAUCACAUGCAUAUAAUAAAGGACAAGGUGCUGAGGGUGCACAAUCCUUUUACGAUGGACAAAGAUCUGAUCUAAAGGUUGGUCUAGAAAAGCAGCCCAUCAAGGAAACAAGGGACCAGCCUUGUACUGAUAGGACUGAAGCAAGAUACGAGGACUAUAAUCUUCCUCGGACAUUUGAAGGUCUUCAGCAAAGUUUUCAUGAAGACAUUAUGAUGCUAUCCAAGGAACUACAGGAUGCGGAGGAUGCUGAAAAUUCAAGACACAGAGAGAGAUUGAAGGAGAUAAAUGCACAGUACCAGGAGAAACUAAUAGCACUUCGAGCUCGCCAAGCAACCUAUAAAGAAGAAUUCCUGCGUAAGGAAUCUCUGGCACGCCAGCAGCAAUACCAGCAGGCCAGCAUGAGCAAUUAUGCAAAUAAUUCCGUGCCCGGAGAGCUGCAUGGUUAUCAUCCAACAGCAGCAGUCACACCUGCUGUUGCUGAUGGAGGUCCUUAUGGAGAGGCUCAUCGGAGUUAUGCUUCUGCCGAGUCUGGCCAGAAUGUAUCCUUCGGGGAGCGUUCAGAUUACCCAGAUUUUCAUGGAGGGGGCAGAGGGCGUGGUCGUGGUUUCGAGCACCAUGGCCAAUAUCCCGGCGGUCGUGCUUAUAAUUCUGGUGGCCGGCGAUUCUAAAGAUGCUUAGUUCGAACAACCAGUUGUUUCGGCCUCAUCUCAGCUGAUCUCAGCUUUGUGUGCUGUACUCGACGCAGAUUGCUUUAGAAGCUUGCUUGCAAUUUCCUGGAGACCUAAAACCGUGUAGUACUUGUUCUGCGGUUCAAUGUCACUGGUAUGCAGGCAUCGAACAA
This is a messenger RNA of Phragmites australis (common reed), 1165 nucleotides long. RefSeq lists its product as uncharacterized. The record is from RefSeq and is a predicted model, not a curated record. The transcript has 4 exons. NCBI's taxonomy places the organism in Eukaryota, Viridiplantae, Streptophyta, Magnoliopsida, Poales, Poaceae. The coding region runs from base 96 to 992 and encodes 298 amino acids.